AUGGCAUUAUCACAGUAACAAGCUUAUCUAGAAGAUGCAUAGUAUGAAAUAAGAGUGGCUGGGAGGUUUAAGAUGGGCAAGAAGAUUGGAAGUGGAUCUUUCGGAGAAAUAUUCUUAGCUGUUGAUUUGCAUACUGGGAAGGAUUGUGCAAUCAAAUUUCUAAACUUCUUAAGGAAUUUGUUGGAGAAAGUAAUAAAUAAGUCAAUAUCUGAUAUUUUAGCUGGUUUCCCUUAAUUUUUAAUGUUCGGAUAGGAGGGAGACUACUACAUCAUGGCCAUCGAACUCUUAGGGCCCUCACUUGAAGAUUUAUUUGUGUACUGCGGCAGGAAGUUAUCCCUUAAGACUGUACUACUGAUAGCAGACUAGCUCAUUCAUAGAAUAGAGAUCUUUCAAACUAGAGGUUAUAUUCAUAGAGAUUUGAAACCUGAGAACAUAUUGAUUGGGUUAGAAGAAAAUGCUCAAACAUUGUAUUUAAUUGAUUUUGGUCUAGCAAAAAGAUGGAAAAAUCCCCAUACAAAUGAACAUAUUCCCUACAGAGAUAAGAAAAGCUUGACUGGUACAGCUAGAUAUGCAUCGGCUAAUACUCAUCUUGGAGUGGAGUAGAGUAGAAGAGAUGAUCUUGAAGGUGCAGGAUAUGUUUUACUUUAUCUUCUUAAGGGCGAAUUACCAUGGUAAGGACUUAGAGCAAGAAAUAAGGAUGAUAAAUACAGGAAGAUUAAAGACUGCAAGGUCAACACUCCAAUUGAGUAGUUAUGUCACGGACUUCCAGAGGAAUUUGCAAUUUUUAUGAGCUACUGUAGACAAUUGAAGUUUGACGAAGCCCCUAAUUAUUCUCAAAUUAGAAGAAAUUUCAAAGAGCUUUAUUAUAAAUGUGGAUUCGAGCAUGAAUUUAUAUUUGAUUGGACUAUUCAGAGAUAUAGAGUAGACAAGCCUAAUAAUUCCUCUUAAGAAGAUGAAAAGAAAUCUGGAUACCAUGAAUCAAUGAAAAAUUAAGCAACUUCUUUUGAUGAUUAGAAUGAGGAAGCACCUGGCACAAAUCCAAAUAAAGACUGGUAAGAGAAAGCUCAAGAUCAGAUUGAACAAGAAGAUGAAUAGAAAAUAAAAAUAGCAAGUGAUGCAGUGAAUUAGCUUCGAGAAAAUAUAAUUCACAAUAGAGUUACAACGAGGGGUAUAGAAUAAUAGAUUUUAGAGGGAGAUUUGCCCUCAGGCAGCAAGAAAAAGAAAAAAGAUAAAAAAAGCAAAGAGAAAGGUGAUAAAAAGAAGUGCAUCAUCUUUUGA
This is a messenger RNA of Stylonychia lemnae, 1278 nucleotides long. NCBI's taxonomy places the organism in Eukaryota, Ciliophora, Spirotrichea, Sporadotrichida, Oxytrichidae. The record is from the annotation of a GenBank genome assembly.